AUGAUUGAUAACGCCGCUGCCUCGGCUCUGUGCUGCUGCCCAGCUGGAAGCAGCAUGCUGCUGCUGGUGCUCCUGGUGCUGGGGCUGCCAGGUCCUGCUGUGUGCCCCAGGACUGAGCCCCUGAGCAGGACCAGCGAUGAGCCCCUGUUCCGUGGGGCCGACCGCUAUGACUUUGCCAUCAUCGUCCACGCUGGCACCACCGAGUGCUUCUGGCAGUUCGCACACCAGAGUGGCAAUUUCUUCUUCAGCUUUGAGGUGCAGCGGGCGACGGGCGUUGCCAACAGCAGAUACAUCCUGGCCACAGCAAGAGACCCCAAUGGCUUCCAGCUCGGCGCCUCCCAGGAUGUGCGAGGACAGAUCAACUUCCUGACCAAGGAGACAGGUUUCUAUCAGCUGUGCCUGGACAAUGGGCAAAAUCACUUUGGCUUUGUGCAGGUGUAUCUCAACUUCGGUGUCUACUAUGAUGGCUACAACAUGGAAAAGGAUCAGCCAGAAGAGAGGAAACAGCUGAACGACACAUUGGAUGCCAUCAGGGACAGCAUUCAGAAACUGCAGGUCCAUGUCUUCCACAUGUGGAGGUUCUACAACUUUGCCCGCAUGAGGAAAGGGGCUGACUCCUUCCUCCUCGAGUCCAACUACCACUAUGUCAACUGGUGGUCGAUGGCUCAGAGCUGCGUCAUUGUCCUCUCUGGGGUCCUGCAGCUUUACUUCUUGAAGCGUCUCUUCAAUGUGCAGAGCUCUGGGAAGCCGAGGUGCUGACAGCUCCCUGACACAGCACAGCCCACAGGAGCCCCACCUGCACUCACCUGCAGCAGUGACUGAGGGGCUUGCCUGCACCUCUGCAUCAGCCCCUCUGCUUCCCUC
Messenger RNA from Gallus gallus (chicken), 864 nucleotides. It is a transcript of the gene TMED6, whose product is annotated as transmembrane p24 trafficking protein 6. Gene Ontology annotation, biological process: Golgi organization; intracellular protein transport; endoplasmic reticulum to Golgi vesicle-mediated transport. The record is from RefSeq and is marked validated. The coding region runs from base 1 to 759 and encodes 252 amino acids. NCBI's taxonomy places the organism in Eukaryota, Metazoa, Chordata, Aves, Galliformes, Phasianidae. Gene Ontology annotation, cellular component: endoplasmic reticulum-Golgi intermediate compartment; Golgi apparatus; COPII-coated ER to Golgi transport vesicle. The transcript has 4 exons.